Molecule: messenger RNA, 1664 nt
Organism: Gossypium raimondii (Peruvian cotton)
Lineage: Eukaryota; Viridiplantae; Streptophyta; Magnoliopsida; Malvales; Malvaceae
Product: pyruvate dehydrogenase E1 component subunit beta-1, mitochondrial
Exons: 16
Coding region: 282-1385 (367 amino acids)
Biological process (GO): pyruvate decarboxylation to acetyl-CoA
Molecular function (GO): pyruvate dehydrogenase (acetyl-transferring) activity
Source: RefSeq, a predicted model, not a curated record
UUCCCAGUUGAUUCCUGACCCUUGAUAUCACUUUGGUCGCUGCUGUCACUCUUUCUAAGUAUGUUUAUAGAAAACAUUCCUUAUUUUUAUUUAUUUCUAUUUCUGUUUUAAGCUUCAGCACAGCAGAUGCGUUAGCUCACCGCCCCCACCUGCGUCUCUCCAAUUUCAGUAUUGGUCAUCUCCCUGCCGAUUAAUUUCCUUUCAGAAAACCCUAAUUCCACACUCUCUCUUUUUUUUUACAUUACUUCAAAAGCAGAGAAAAGCAAAGUGGAGGAGGAAAGAUGUUAGCAAUAGCAAGGCAAAGGAUGUUGGGGCAAUCAUUUAAGAAGAUUCUGCCUGCAGUGUCAGUCUUGAGAAGUUACUCAUCUGCUGCAAAACAGAUUACAGUGAGAGAGGCAUUAAACUCUGCUCUUGAUGAGGAGAUGUCGGCUGAUCCAAAAGUCUUUUUGAUGGGGGAAGAGGUUGGAGAAUAUCAAGGUGCAUACAAGAUAACCAAGGGACUUUUGGAGAAGUAUGGACCUGAAAGGGUUCUUGAUACUCCAAUUACUGAGGCUGGUUUUACUGGGAUUGGGGUUGGUGCUGCUUACUAUGGUCUGAAGCCAGUAGUGGAGUUUAUGACAUUUAACUUCUCCAUGCAGGCAAUUGACCACAUUAUUAACUCUGCUGCAAAGUCCAACUAUAUGUCUGCUGGCCAGAUAUCUGUACCCAUUGUUUUUAGAGGACCUAAUGGUGCCGCUGCUGGUGUUGGUGCCCAACACUCUCAGUGUUAUGCAGCAUGGUAUGCUUCUUGUCCUGGGUUGAAAGUAUUGUCACCAUAUAAUUCUGAAGAUGCUCGUGGACUCCUCAAAGCUGCUAUUAGAGAUCCUGAUCCAGUUGUUUUCCUUGAAAACGAGUUGUUAUAUGGUGAGUCAUUCCCUGUUUCUGAUGAAGUUCUUGAUUCCAGUUUUUGCCUUCCAAUUGGGAAAGCUAAGAUUGAGAGAGAAGGAAAAGAUGUGACUAUUACAGCUUUUUCAAAAAUGGUGGGCUAUGCACUUAAGGCAGCUGAGAUGCUUGAAAAGGAUGGAAUUUAUGCUGAGGUUAUAAAUUUGCGUUCUAUUAGGCCACUAGAUAGAUCCACAAUUAACGCAUCAGUCAGGAAAACCAACAGACUAAUAACAGUUGAAGAAGGGUUUCCCCAGCACGGUGUCGGUGCUGAAAUCUGUGCAUCUGUUGUGGAGGAGAGUUUUUCAUAUCUUGAUGCACCAGUUGAGAGAAUCGCUGGAGCUGAUGUUCCCAUGCCAUAUGCAGCAAAUCUUGAGAGAAUGGCUGUGCCACAGGUUGAAGAUAUUGUCCGUGCUGCAAAGAGAGCAUGCUACCGAUCUGUACCAUUGGCUGCUACUGCCUAAUUGAACCAAUCCAGGAAUUAGAGGGAUACGGAUUUUUGCCUUUGUCGACACUUGGGUGCAGGAAGAAGUGCUUUGACUUAAUAACACAGAAAUUGUUAGAAAUGGCUGGAAAUUUUGACUUAUUUGUCAUUGGACCAUAACCUUUCCCACAUUUUAAGUAGUUUUCUCUACUGUUUCUGAGCUUGUAUUUCAAAUAUUAUCGCGCUGAAUCAUUCAAUGUUCGUGGAGGAUGAUUACAACUAAUACGAAGUAAUAAAAGAUUACCACUUGGCUUUACAA